This is a messenger RNA of Pogona vitticeps (central bearded dragon), 655 nucleotides long. It is a transcript of the gene SRP14, whose product is annotated as signal recognition particle 14. Gene Ontology annotation, molecular function: endoplasmic reticulum signal sequence receptor activity; 7S RNA binding. Gene Ontology annotation, cellular component: signal recognition particle, endoplasmic reticulum targeting. Gene Ontology annotation, biological process: SRP-dependent cotranslational protein targeting to membrane. The record is from RefSeq and is a predicted model, not a curated record. NCBI's taxonomy places the organism in Eukaryota, Metazoa, Chordata, Lepidosauria, Squamata, Agamidae.
UGGUAGCAGAUGGCCUUCCGUUUCCGGGUCGGUCGGAUAGUCUCGAAAUUGUGACGGGGCUUUUAGUUGCUCUCCGAAGUGUCGAACUACCGGCCAAAACAAGGGGGAAGAAAGCAAACGGCGGAGCCAUGGUGUUGCUGGAAAGCGAACAGUUUUUGACAGAGCUAACAAGGCUUUUUCAGAAAUGUAGAACCACAGGCAGUGUUUAUAUAACACUAAAGAAAUAUGAUGGUCGGACAAGACCCAUUCCGCGAAAGGGCCAUGUUGAGGGCUUUGAGCCUGUAGACAACAAAUGUCUUCUUAGAGCAACAGAUGGGAAAAAAAAGAUAAGCACAGUGGUGAGUUCAAAGGAAGUUAACAAAUUUCAGAUGGCCUACUCAAAUUUGCUCAGAGCAAAUAUGGACGGUUUAAAGAAGAAAGAUAAGAAAAGCAAAAACAAGAAAAGCAAAGCAACACAAUGACAGAGGACAACAUUCCUGCUUGCAACAGACCCAAAGUCUAGCUUGCAACACUAUUUUUUUUCUUUGUACCAUCACUUCUCCUUUGACUUCAUUUCCAGCUGAUAACUGGAAUGUAUGUAUGCUGUUAAAAACGCAAGUGCUCUGUGGAUUGUGGUUGUAGAAAUAAAUAUCCACAAGACUCGUAUUGAAGCUGA